AAAAACACUUUCACAUUAUUAUUUAUCAUUAUUAAUGUUUAAAGAAAGAGAAAGAAAAGAGUUCAGUGAUAUCCGGUCGAGCAGGGGUCAGACUUUCACACUUCCGGUGACCCGGACCGGACCCGGGUUGUUUCCCUUCCGGUGGCCGAAGGACGGAGCUCCGUCCCGGAAUGUCUCUCGGUGGAGGCUCGGCGCGCUGCAGGCUCCGGGUCCUGACUGAGUCGGUGUCGGAGCAGCUGAGGCGGGUCGCGGAGGAGUUGUUGCGGCUGCUGGAGAAGCGCAGCGGCGGGCCCGGGUCUCCGGGAGGCAGCCUCCUCCGCUCGCUGCGGCGGCUCCUCACCGAGCGGCUGGCGGCGGCCGCGGGCAGCAUCGCGGGGCUGUUGGAGCGGGAGGUGGAGGAGUACCGGCGGCAACUGGAGCGGCAGAGCCGGCUGCUGGAGGCAGUGCUGAGCCCGGUGGUCCGACUGGACCGCACAGACUGCAUCAGGUUGACGGUCACCAGUGAAAACCAGACCCCGGUGUCAAAGGUUGACCCUGGGCACCGCCCCGCAGCCCCGCUCAGCUCCGCCUCCUCUGACGUCUCUGCAUCUGAAAGCAACGUGAAGAGGAGGAGCUGCGACAACUCAUCCGCUGGUGAAGACACAAACAAGAUGGACGCCGGUGAAGGACGGCGGUUCAGCGCCAGGAGACAGUUUACAGCGUCGAUUCUUCACUGUGUCAUCUGUGAAAAAACUUUCCGCCACAAAGGGAAUCUGAUGAAACACGUGGAAACCCAUGCAGAAGACCCCGAGUGUCUCUGUGGAGUCUGUGGAGAACGUUUCGAGUCCUCACACGGUUUGUCAGAUCAUCUCAGAUCUCACAGAGAAACGGUCGGUGGCAUUGGGACGUGUCCGAUCUGUGGCAGAACUUUUCAAAACAUGGAGACGCACAUGAGGAGUCACACAGGACUGAAACCGUUUAGCUGUGACUUCUGCAGCAAGAGCUUCCCCCGACCUGGAGCGCUGAGGCGCCACAAGAAGAUCCACAGCCGGAGGACGUGUGACAUCUGCCCGUUCUGUGGACUCACCUUCACUCAGAACCACCUGCUGCAGGACCACCUGAAGACCCACGAAGCAGACGACGGAGACCCAGGUGAGGACAGUCAGGCCGAGACGCCAAAACCAGAGAGAGACAAACGACCAACCUCAGGACCGAAUUCGUCUCAGUCGCCUUCACUCUGCUGCAGAGUCUGCGGCGACUCCUUCCACAGCCGAGGGUUCCUGAGGAAACAUGCAGAGAUGCACUGCAGGGAAUCUCGGGGCGCCUGUGGCGUCUGCGGACAGCAGGUGGAGUCAACCGACAGUCUGCUGACUCACCUGCAGUCUCACAGAGAGACGAACGGAACCUGCCACAUCUGCGGAAAGAGUUUCCAGAACAUGGAGGCGCACAUGCGAAGGCACACAGGGAUAAAACCGUACGGCUGUGGCGUCUGCAACAAGAGCUUCCCUCGACCUGGAGCGCUGAGACGCCACAAGAAGAUUCACACCGGGGAGCGACCCCACACCUGCCGGCACUGCGGGAAGACCUUCGUUGAGAGCGGCACCUUAAAGACUCACAGCAGGAGUCACUUAUGGGAGAUCCUGGAGGACGAGGACCUGGAGCUUCCAGCAGACUCCAGGAACCAGGAGUGUGAGAUUACAGUCCAAGAGAGCAGCAAGACGCUGUCUCCGACGUCUCACUGCUGUAAAGUCUGCGCUGAAUCAUUCCAGAGUAAAGGCAGUUUGAGGAAACACGCAAAGAGUCAUUCAGCAGCGUCUGUCUGCGGCGUCUGUGGUGAAGCUUUGCCGCCAUCAGAGACCCUGAUGGACCAUCUGCAGACACACAGAGACGCAGGGAAAAUGUGUCACAUCUGCGGUAAAACCUACCAGAACAUCGAGACUCACAUGCGGAGCCACACUGGCGUCAAACCGUACCGCUGUGGGGUCUGCGCCAAAUCCUUCCCGCGGCCCGGCGCUCUGCGGCGCCACAGGAGGAUCCACAGUGGGGAGAGGCCAUACAUCUGCGAGUUCUGUGGCAAGACGUUCGUUGACAACGGCGCUCUGACGACGCACAUUCGGAGCCACACGGGGGACAAACCGGUGCACCGCGUGUCGUGCGAGACCUGCGGUAAGAGUCUGGCGUCCGUCCACGUCCUUGGGGUUCACAGGAGGAUCCACACCGGCGAGAGGCCAUUCCAGUGCCGCGUCUGUGGGAAAGCCUUCAGGCAGGUGGGAGGGCUGAACGCCCACACGCUGACCCACACUGGGGAAAAGCCCUUCAGCUGCAGCCUCUGCAACAAAAGCUUCAGCACCAAGGGAUACCUGGAGACUCACAUGCGCUUCCACAGGAAGGAGCGGGCAUUCGGCUGCCACCUGUGCUGGAAGUCCUUUGUCACCAAGAACGACCUGAAGAAGCACCUGUUGACCCACACGGGAGAAAAACCCUUCAGCUGCCGAGUCUGUGGGAAGAGCUACCAGGAGAAACGCUCCCGGGACGUCCACAUGAAGGUUCACGUGGACGCCCCAGGCGGCAACGAGCCAAUCAGGAGGGAGGACGGACAGCGGACGGAGUUCAUACAGCUGUAGAGUUCAGAACCCAACGUUCCACAAAAUAACUGCAUUUCUUUAUUUAUAAUAAAAUCAACAACAAAUAAUGAAUUA
Scophthalmus maximus (turbot) is the source of this 2678-nucleotide messenger RNA. Its product is annotated as zinc finger protein 431-like. The record is from RefSeq and is a predicted model, not a curated record. The transcript is spliced from 2 exons. Gene Ontology annotation, molecular function: DNA-binding transcription factor activity; RNA polymerase II cis-regulatory region sequence-specific DNA binding. Lineage: Eukaryota; Metazoa; Chordata; Actinopteri; Pleuronectiformes; Scophthalmidae. Bases 171 to 2603 code for a protein of 810 amino acids. Gene Ontology annotation, biological process: regulation of transcription by RNA polymerase II.